Molecule: messenger RNA, 5498 nt
Organism: Castor canadensis (American beaver)
Lineage: Eukaryota; Metazoa; Chordata; Mammalia; Rodentia; Castoridae
Source: RefSeq, a predicted model, not a curated record
CAGGUAUUUAUAUUAUCCAACUGCCAUAAAGCUACAUUUUUUUUAAAAAAUUGAACCUAACUUCUACUAAAUACAAGAUGAAAAUGUGGUUGCUGGUCAGUCACGUUGUCAUAAUAUCUUUUACAACCUGUCUAGCAGAGUUUACAUGGCACAGAAGGUAUGGUCAUGGAGUGUCUGAGGAAGACAAAGGAUUUGGACCAAUUUUUGAAGAGCAACCAAUCAAUACCAUUUAUCCAGAAGAAUCACUGGAAGGAAAAGUUUCCCUAAACUGUAGAGCCCGGGCCAGCCCUUUCCCAAUUUACAAAUGGAGAAUGAAUAACGGGGAUGUUGACCUGACAAGUGAUCGAUACAGUAUGGUGGGAGGAAACCUUGUUAUCAACAACCCCGACAAGCAGAAAGAUGCUGGAACAUACUACUGUUUGGCAUCGAACAACUAUGGGAUGGUCAGAAGCACUGAAGCAAUCCUGAGCUUUGGAUAUCUUGAUCCUUUCCCACCUGAAGAACGUCCUGAGGUCAGAGUGAAAGAAGGGAAAGGGAUGGUGCUUCUCUGUGACCCUCCAUACCAUUUUCCAGAUGAUCUUAGCUACCGCUGGCUUCUAAAUGAAUUUCCUGUAUUUAUCACCAUGGAUAAACGAAGAUUUGUAUCUCAGACAAAUGGCAACCUCUACAUUGCAAAUGUUGAGGCUUCUGACAAAGGCAAUUAUUCCUGCUUUGUAUCCAGCCCUUCUAUUACAAAGAGUGUGUUCAGCAAAUUUAUCCCACUCAUUCCCAUACCUGAACGAACAACAAAACCAUAUCCUGCUGAUAUUGUAGUGCAGUUCAAGGAUGUAUAUGCAUUGAUGGGCCAAAAUGUGACUUUAGAAUGUUUUGCACUUGGAAAUCCUGUUCCUGACAUCCGAUGGCGGAAGGUCCUAGAACCAAUGCCAAGCACUGCUGAGAUUAGCACCUCAGGGGCUGUCCUCAAGAUCUUCAACAUUCAGCUAGAAGAUGAAGGCAUAUAUGAAUGUGAGGCUGAGAACAUUAAAGGAAAGGAUAAACACCAGGCAAGAAUUUAUGUCCAAGCAUUUCCUGAAUGGGUAGAGCAUAUCAAUGACACAGAGGUUGACAUAGGAAGUGACCUCUACUGGCCUUGUGUGGCCACCGGGAAGCCCAUUCCUACAAUCCGAUGGCUGAAAAAUGGAUAUGCGUAUCAUAAAGGGGAACUGAGAUUGUAUGAUGUGACUUUUGAAAAUGCUGGUAUGUAUCAGUGCAUAGCAGAAAACAGUUAUGGAGUCAUUUACGCAAAUGCUGAGCUAAAGAUCCUGGCUUUGGCUCCAACUUUUGAAUUUAAUCCUAUGAGGAAAAAGAUCCUGGCUGCAAAGGGAGGAAGGGUAAUAAUUGAAUGCAAACCUAAAGCUGCACCUAAACCGAAGUUUUCCUGGAGUAAAGGGACAGAGUGGCUUGUCAACAGCAGCAGAAUACUCAUUUGGGAAGAUGGGAGCUUGGAAAUCAAUAACAUUACAAGGAACGAUGGAGGUAUCUAUACCUGCUUUGCAGAAAACAACAGAGGGAAAGCUAAUAGCUCUGGUACUCUUGUGAUCACAGAUCCCACACGAAUCAUAUUGGCCCCAAUUAACGCUGAUAUCACUGUUGGAGAAAAUGCCACCAUGCAGUGUGCUGCGUCUGUUGACCCAGCCCUGGAUCUCACAUUUGUUUGGUCCUUUAACGGCUAUGUGAUUGAUUUUAACAAAGAGAAUAUUCAUUACCAGAGGAAUUUUAUGCUGGAUGCCAAUGGGGAACUUCUCAUCCGAAAUGCCCAGCUGAAACAUGCCGGACGGUACACGUGCACUGCUCAGACCAUUGUGGACAAUUCUUCAGCUUCAGCUGACCUUGUUGUACGAGGACCCCCAGGUCCUCCAGGUGGUCUGAGAAUAGAAGACAUUAGAGCUACUUCUGUGGCACUUACCUGGAGCCGUGGCUCAGACAAUCAUAGUCCUAUCUCUAAAUAUACUAUACAGAGCAGGACCAUUCUCUCAGAUGACUGGAAAGAUGCAAAAACAGAUCCCCCAAUUAUUGAAGGAAACAUGGAGGCAGCAAAAGCAGUGGAUUUAAUCCCAUGGAUGGAGUAUGAAUUUCGUGUGGUAGCAACCAAUACAUUGGGUAUAGGAGAGCCCAGUAUACCAUCACACAGAAUUAAAACAGAUGGCGCCGCACCAAAUGUGGCUCCUUCAGAUGUAGGAGGCGGGGGUGGAAGCAACAGAGAACUGACAAUUACUUGGGCGCCUUUGUCAAGAGAAUACCAUUAUGGCAACAACUUUGGUUACAUAGUGGCAUUUAAGCCAUUUGAUGGAGAAGAAUGGAAAAAAGUUACAGUUACUAAUCCAGAUACUGGCAGAUAUGUCCAUAAGGAUGAAACCAUGAGCCCUUCCACUGCAUUUCAAGUAAAGGUUAAGGCUUUCAACAAUAAAGGAGAUGGACCCUACAGCCUCAUAGCAGUCAUUAAUUCAGCACAAGAUGCUCCUAGUGAAGCCCCGACAGAAGUAGGUGUCAAAGUCCUAUCGUCUUCGGAGAUAUCAGUUCACUGGAAGCAUGUUUUAGAAAAAAUAGUGGAAAGCUAUCAGAUUCGGUACUGGGCCGCCCAUGACAAGGAGGCAGCUGCACACCGGGUUCAAGUCACCAGUCAAGAGUACUCAGCCAGGCUGGAAAACCUUCUGCCGGACACUCAGUACUUUGUGGAAGUUGGAGCCUGCAAUAGUGCAGGGUGUGGACCCUCAAGUGACGUGAUUGAGACCUUCACCAGGAAAGCACCUCCUAGCCAGCCACCAAGGAUCAUCAGCUCAGUAAGGUCUGGUUCACGCUACAUAAUCACCUGGGACCAUGUUGUUGCACUAUCAAAUGAAUCUACAGUGACAGGCUAUAAGGUACUCUAUAGACCUGAUGGCCAGCAUGAUGGAAAGCUGUACUCAACUCACAAACAUUCCAUAGAAGUCCCCAUCCCUCGAGAUGGGGAGUAUGUGGUAGAGGUUCGAGCACACAGUGAUGGGGGAGAUGGUGUUGUGUCUCAAGUGAAAAUUUCAGGUGCAUCUACCCUGUCUUCAAGUCUCCUUGGCUUACUGCUACCUGCCUUUGGCGUCUUUGUCUACUUCGAGUUCUGAAUGUGGUGUGACAUCUGCUGUUUCCAGCCCAGCUCAGAGGACACCCUUCAGCCUGGGAUGACUAAAAUUCCUUCCAAGUCUUAUGGCUCCAUCUUAAGCCAAAUAAAUUAUACUUAAAAAAACUAUCCAACUGAUUUACAACAUGUUAUGAGUGAGGCAUUCAGGAACCCCUUCAUCCAAAAGAAUAAACUUUCAAAUGAAUAUAAAAUGAUUUUUAACUCGUUCCAGUAUGCCUUAUAAACCACUGAACCUGAUUCUAUGACAGUUGCAUGAUUUAAUCCAAUGGGACAAGUUACAGUGUUCAAUACUAUAGGCUGUAGAAUGAAAGUAAAAAUCACCGUACACAGGUGCUUUAAAUUUAAUAACAAGUUGUGAAAUAUAAUAGAGGUUGAAAUGUUGAUAAUAUGUGGUAAUUGUAAGAGUAAUACAGUCUCUUAUACUGUCCUCUCUGUUUUGGGUCCUGCAUAUUACUGAAUGGCCCCUAUCAUUCAUGACAUUCUGAGUAUUCCUGAAACAAACAAAAUUUUUUAAAAAAUUUGACAUAAAUCCCAUUACCAAAUCAUAUUACUGAAGGGGUUGAAAGACUUCAAAUACUGAAAACCAAAUUCUAGAACUUACUAUCAGUAUUCUUAAUUUUGAAGCAAUUUUAUAAAUAUUUGAUGUUCAGAAUCAGUAAUACUUUUCAGUUAGUUUUCUAAUGGUAAAGUUAACAUACCAUAUAAAGUUUUUUUUUUUACUUUUGUAUUCUCUAAAGUUAUUUUAUGCUUUUAUUAUCAUAAAUAUCAAAUCAUCAAUCCCCAAACCACAGCUUGUAUCUAGAAUAUCAUCACAUUGCUGUAUUUAUUCAUGUGUGGAAUGAUGAAUUUUAAGAAGUCAAGUGCUUCCAUUUUUUUAUUGAGAUGUGACAGUCUUUCUAUAGCUAGGAAUAGAAGACAGCUAAGCAAAUAUUAGAAUUACCUAAUAAUAUUCUAAUAUCUUUGGUUUUGUGCUUCUUCUAAGUAUAAUCUUUCUUUACUGAAGAUAUGGAAUUGAAAAGUUACCUGUAGUUUUAAAAGCCUACAGAAUUCCUUUUUUAAAAAAGUAAUUUUAAGCUCAUUUCCCAUUUCAAUGCAAUACUGAAAACUGGCUAAAAAUACCAAAUCAAUAUGUUGCUAAUAGUACGAUGAAGAAUAUGCAAAACUGGAAGGCCAGGGGGAGACAAGCAAGGUGUCUGUCCAACGGCAUCUCCCAAGUGUUGGUGCUUAGGGUUUUCAGUUGUGAAAAGGAAAAUGCACAUUUCUUCAUUCUCCAUGGUGUGCACGGAAAUGUGUCUGGGUGUGGAUGUGAAAGAACUUGGGUAAUAAAGAAUUAGCUAGCUAGUGAAACAGUGCAAUGUUUGAUGCUUCGUGAGGUAUAAUCCUAUUUUAUUAGCACAACCUUGCUAGCUAAUUAAAGAUAGAGUUUAUCUUUUUAGAAAGGAUACCUUAUAGGUUCAUAAAAAUAUUUACAGGAAGCAAAAUAUAUCUAUUACUACUUUACCCCCUGUCUUUAAUUUGUAUAAUUUUUGUACUAUAUAUCUAUGUGUAAAUGUUUAAAGUCUUCAUUAUGAAAAUAUCAAUAAAUAUUUCAUUAAUUUACAUUUAACUCUGUUAUAAAAUGAGAUUUUUUCAAAUCAGUGAAAUGGAUGAUUUCCCAGUAGAAGUAUGUCAACAGUCAUAAAUUGUUGUCAGAUUUCAUAAAAUAUUUAAUUAUUUGAAAAAGAAACAAAAUGACUUCAUACUUUAGGGAAAUGAAUACUCUGUAAGCCUUCUGUGCAAAUGUUUGUGUUUUAAUUGUUACAUUUUGGGAUUUUCUUUUUGCAGUGUAACCCAUGUUGGGCAUUUUUAUAUAAUCCACAGCUACAUCUUUUGCCAAAUGCAUGCCUGCCUUUUGUUUUCUAAUGUUCAAAUAAAGAGCAAAACUGGUUAGAUUUUGCAUGAGAUGGUUCAGAAAGGUAAGAAGAAAACAGACUUGGGAGGUUGUCUAGUUUUAAAUUUCUGACAGAUAAAAUCUCUCAAACAUGGAUAACAUAAGAUUUUCAUUUUCUCAUACAGUUGUACAAUUUGACUGGGACCAUCAGUUUUCAGCUGCUGUCAAACUAACAGAUAUGUCAUAUGCUUUAAGAUGCAAGAUUCCUAAUUAAACUUUAUAUAGGUAUAGACUCAUCUAUUGUUUCUUUGUACUUCAGGAAAGGUGAUAGUAGUUUUAUUUGAUACUGAUAAAUAUUGAAUUGAUUUUUUAGUUAUUUUUUAAUCAUAUUUUCAAUGGAGUAGUAUAGGACCGUGAUUUGUCCUUUUUAUGAAUGAAUAUAAAUUAUAAAGAAAUAAAUGUCUUACUGUUGCCCAA